This is a messenger RNA of Cooperia oncophora, 447 nucleotides long. Lineage: Eukaryota; Metazoa; Nematoda; Chromadorea; Rhabditida; Trichostrongylidae. The record is from the annotation of a GenBank genome assembly.
AUGGCACCACGGUGCCGGGCAGUACCUUCUAUCGGAUCCACUCCGCCGCAACAAACGCAGACUUCAACUUUGACAUCACGAAUUACGACGGUAACGAUCACUACAGCAAGGGUGACAACACAUCCUUCUGAAACAGCCGUUUCAAGCAGCACAUCGGAUCAAUUCGUGAUUGGCCAAUUCGAUGGUGUGUCGAGUCAAGGGCCACAGACGACAGUGACGUCAUCAACCCCAGGUCCGACGCCAAUUGUGACAACAGGUCCAGCUAUGCAGUCAACUAUGGUCGGAAUCAUCACAGGGCAAAACGAAGACUUACCUACUCCUCCCACCAUACAAGAAGAAUUUCCGACUCCAUCCAGUUUCCCUACCACUACAGGAGGUGGUGGCGGUUCCUGGGAAACUGUGGAAACAUUGUUUCCAACGCCGCCAUCAACAUUACCAGAAAGGUAG